AUGUCGUAUAGAUCCGUAAGUGCGUCAGAGGGAUCUACGAAUGAUUCUGAUACUCUCGUUCAAUCAUCGCAGGUUGGAGACGAUGUUGAAAGCGGAAGCAUGGCCCCGCCUGUUGGCGAACAGGGCCAGUCGGACGGUCUUGCAGAGCAUGGCGACGAACAAGGUCAAAAUGUAUGGCAGAAAUUGAAGGGGUUCUACGAGAGGAACAUUGGUCUAUUCUUCGUGUUCCUCGCCCAAGUUUUCGCGUCGCUGAUGACAAUGACAACACGGCUGCUCGAGACGGGCUUCGAGACGAAGUUCCACGCCUUGCAGAUCAUCUUCGUGCGCAUGCUUGCGACGGCGAUAUUGGGUUCUCUGUACAUGUGGUACAAGAAAGUCCCCGACUUUCCGCUUGGCCGUCGUGAUAUUCGGGGCCUCCUGGUGUUGCGGGGGCUGACUGGCUUCACGGGCCUUUUCUGUUCUUACUACUCGCUCUCGUAUUUGAACAUAUCAGACGCCACGGUGAUUUCCUUCCUGGUACCAACUAUGACUGCCUUCAUAUGUUUCAUAGCUUUAAGAGAACCUUUUACGGUGAAAGAGGCCAUAGCAGGUUUGAUUGCAUUCGCUGGCGUGCUCUUUAUCGCCCGACCGACGUUUCUCUUUCCGCAGCAUCGAUCACACGAGCCGGAGAUCAACGGGACGAGCUUAUUUAUGGUAGACCAGCCAAAGGGCAUAGUCCCCUCUGUGCCUGCAACACCGGCUGAACGCUCUAUCGCCGCGCUCUUGGCCGUCAUCGGCACGUUUGGCGCUGCUGCCGCGUACUCCACGAUUCGAGUUAUCGGGAAGCGUGCACACUCGCUCGUGAGCGUCAACUACUUCGCUGUUCUUGCGACCGUCGGGUCGUUCGCUAUUAUCCUUAUUGUUCCGGACUUGCACUUUGAGAUUCCUCAGAAUGUCACGCAAUGGACUUUACUGGUAGCUAUAGGCAUAGCGGGAUUCUUGCUACAGUUCCUCCUGACAGAGGGUCUGCAGAGGGAGAAGGCGGGUAGAGCGACGAAUCUCAUAUAUACGCAAAUGGUUUUCGCGCUCAUCCUCGAGAGAGUGGUCUGGGGCACAACACCUCCCGUCGAAAGUCUCUUUGGUAGUGCCUUGAUUAUCGGGUCUGCGAUAUGGGUUAGUCUACAGAAAAGUAGAACGGCCACCAAGCAGAAAGCUCCGGUCGUCGAUGAAGAGCGGAGCCUUUUAGGGGCUGAUGCUCCUAUAGAGAGUCGUGAGGACUAA
Daldinia decipiens is the source of this 1260-nucleotide messenger RNA. RefSeq lists its product as uncharacterized. The transcript is spliced from 6 exons. The record is from RefSeq and is a predicted model, not a curated record. Bases 1 to 1260 code for a protein of 419 amino acids. Lineage: Eukaryota; Fungi; Ascomycota; Sordariomycetes; Xylariales; Hypoxylaceae. Gene Ontology annotation, cellular component: membrane.